AUGCGCACCACCUGCCUAAAAACCUUCCGUGCUUAUGAUGGCUGGCUGUUGAUGGUCUUAGAUGCGCAUGGUUCAUUCUGCGUCAUCUCUCCCUAUCAUACCCGUUUCUUUCGAGGUUUCCAUGUCGUCGCGGAACCAACUCAGAUUGUUUAUGAGGUGCACAUUAGUAUAGAAUGGGUUCCUGAUUCUUCACUUUGAUGAGUGGCUUAUAAAGUGCUUGUGUGCUACUUACACGCUAGCGCAUGGUCAACACAUGUCUGGCAUUAUCACAUUCCAUGAUUCUUCGUAUAACACCGGAGUCUGACCAAUGAGGCCAAUGACAUUCAAAAUCCAUAUGUAGCACGAAUACUUACAGUUCGCUAUAACUUAUUGUUCUUUAACAAAAAGAAGACUCUAACGUAGAAAUGAAGAGAAAGACUCAAGUCUGUGGAAACCUGGAAAACCGUAUAGAUUCAGGUAUUCAGACGGGAAUUAAUGAGUCCCAAUCUGAAGAACUCCAGAGAAGAAAGUUUGAAGACAAAAUGGAGGACGUUUGGUGCAAGCUGGACCUCUUAUGCUGGAGAUUUCCGAAUGAUCACAAACGAUGUAGAAAAUACGAGGAGCCAUCGCCUCGAUGGCCUAAUUUUGGGCAUCUCCUCGCUCAGUGGCGCGAUCUGGGAACAACCGUUGUGAACAUUUCAGACAUGGAUUUUGUUGCCUGUUCCGUUCUUCCUGUAUUCCAUCAAGAGAAGGUACAGUUGAAGUAUUAG
Molecule: messenger RNA, 749 nt
Organism: Haemonchus placei
Lineage: Eukaryota; Metazoa; Nematoda; Chromadorea; Rhabditida; Trichostrongylidae
Source: the annotation of a GenBank genome assembly